GUUCUAUAAUCUGUACUAUUUUUGGAUUCUCAAGAACCCGGUGCACGUUAUUCAAGUCUUAGUGACAUGUCCGCUCGAGCCAGAAAACAAAAAGCUGCGGAGUCUGAGAAAAACGAAAGUAGUCCGACAUCGUUCUCUCGAUCCGUUACGAUUGAACGCAGCCAUACAUCAUCAAGUGGAAGUCCUCGCAAAAGUUAUUCUCGCAGUGAAAGAUCUAGUAGCCCUUUGACUAUUAGUCGAUCUGAAGAAAAAGAUGAACUUGCCCAUCUGAAUGAUCGCCUUGCGGGAUACAUCGACUACGUUCGAAAACUGGAGCUUGACAAACAAAAGCUUACUAGACGUAUACAGACCGUUACAGAAGAACGAAUGAGUAAAGUUGAGGAAGCCAGGAAAACAUAUGAAGAUGAAAUUACAGCCUUAAGAAAUUUGGUUGAUGAUCUGGCUAAACAAAAGUCAAAAGCCGAGCUAGAUUCCAAGCAAAUGAGAGAUGAGUUGAAUGACGUAAAGAUGAAGGCGAACAAACGAGAUCAAGAGAAUCGUAAUUUACAGAGAAAGAUAGAAAAUCUUGAAAGGGAACUGAGUAAAUAUAAACAAGAUCAUGAUGCUUACCAGCCUCUCCUUAGUGACUACCAUGUUUUAGAAAAACGGUUCGAAGAAAUGAAACGAGACCUUGAGGCCGAGACACUACUUCGGACUGAUUUGGAAAACAAAAUCCUCGGUCUUAAAGAACAGUUAGAUUUCCGUUCUCGGUUAUUCGAUGAAUUAGUUGAACGCAGUUUAUACAUUGAAGAAGAGGUCGAAGGACGCAAACAAGCUGAAUACGAAAGUCGAUUAACAGAGGAGCUAAGAUCCAUUCGAGAUCAAACCGCUUCUGAAUUAGAAGAGUAUAAAAUACAAAUGGAAGAAACGUUUGAGAGCAAACUGGGACAGUUGAAGUCAUCAGCUAAUUUUAGUGCAGAAGAUGCUAGUCGCCAGCGAUCUGAGCUGUUGAUAGCUCGCAAACGUGCUGAUGAACUUUCCCACGAUUUAUCCAAGAAAAUCGCUGAGCUGGAAUUGCUUCAACGACGAGUAGCAGAUCUUGAGCGGCAGUUAACUGAUGAACGGAAAGAUUUCGAAUCGCAACUUCUUUUCCAACGCCAGGAAGUAAACAGAUUAAAAGAAGAAUUGGAAGAAAGUUUCCGUGAAUUUACCGACCUCAUGAAUACAAAAAUUGCGUUAGAUCAAGAAAUAUUGAUGUAUCGAAAAAUGUUAGAGGGUGAAGAAUCAAGACUCAACCUGACACCGGCUCCCCGUGACUCACCGUUCAACAUACCGGUCAAACGCAGGCGUGUAGAUGGAGAUUUUGAGGGUGAUGAGUCGAAUGCCAGUCUAACUGGAGCCAGUUACAGUUCAUCCCGAACAAGAUUUGCCUACCGAGUGUCAUCGACUGCACGUGGACCUGUAGAAUUUUUCAAGGAACAAGAUACCCAUGGCAAGUGGAUCAAAAUACAUAACUCUUCAAAUGAUGAAAUGAGUUUAGGUGGCUGGGAACUUGUUCAUGAAGCUGAUGGUCACGAGACUCGUUUCAAAUUUUCACGAGCUUUCUCCUUAAAACCUGGAGCAUUAUGCACAAUUUGGAGUCAAGAUGCUGAAGGCAAUUCACACAAUCCUCCUGCUGAUUUAACUAUGAAGAAUAAAAGUUUUCAUUCUGGCACUGAUGUCACAAUUCUAUUACUUGAUGCAGAUGGUGAAGAACAAGCCAAAUGCACAGUUAAACGAGAAAAAAUUCGUCCUGGAGUUAAUUUUGAUCGUAAAUCCGGUGUUCGUGCUCAUGAUGAGAAAUGUCAUCUCAUGUGAAAUGUGCUCUAUUGAAGAUAGAUGACCUACAUUAUUCUUUGUUUUCCCUAAUUGUAUUAACUUUCUAAUUAAUAUUAAUGCAUUUUACUAAUUCUUUGUUCUUUUGUGCUAACAAAACAAGUUAUAUAGUUUUUUUUCUUCUAUAUGCUGUCUGCUUGACUAUUCACUUUAUUUCACUAACGCUUUGUUUAAUAAUGCCAACUGGUCAUACGCUGUUGUUGUACCACGAUAUCUUCGGGAGUAUGUUAUUGCUUUUUGUUUUUAUAUCUAUAUUAACAACAGCAAACAUGUUGCCUUGUCAUAUAUCGCUGCUCCAUUCUACAGUCUUCUUAUCUGCAUGCUAUAUAUAUAUACACGUACACAUGUUAUUUUCACUGUACUGUUCGCUCAUACUGUUGUAUUCAUUGUAUUUUCAUACCUGAUUCAUGCUUAUCAUCAUAUGCACUUAUAUUAUAAACUAAUACAUUCAUUUGUUGUGUAAUCAUUGUUUCUCGUCGCAUUUUUUUAUACACACUAACUGUAUUUAUGUAUAGUGGACAAAUCUGUUUUGUUCAUUAUUAGGUUCAGUUCUCCCUAGUUAUCGGUGUAUCGUGCUAUUGAAAUCGUUUCAAAUUUAUUUGAGCUCUAAAUUUAGCGCUUUGCACCUCAUCUCUGUCUCGAUUGUUAUGAAUUUUUCCCACGUAUUUGAUAAUGGUACGCAGUUUGAAAACUGUUGAAGUGGAUAGAUGAGAUGACUUAUAAUGGUACAGUUUAUUCGAUUUGGACUUGCUCACGUGACCGUUAACUAAAAGUAUGUAUUGUAAGUUAAUCGUCGUAGAUGAAUUCAACCGAAUCACUUCUCAAUAUUGAGUUCAAAAGCGGUUAACACUCUGAUAUGUCAAGCCUAAUCGAUGACAAGAAAUGACCUGAAGAAUAAGUGUAUCCCAUUGGCUAAAAAAUGGAUUAACUCCCCAAAGGAUAGUGUUGCAUAUUUAUAGAUGAGGGUUUGUGCAUUUUAUUCGGUAACCUUAGUGUUAAACUGACACAUGGGGCACAAUUCUGCCAGCUAUAAAUUCAGGGAGUUUCCCACGUCGGCCCGUAUUAUGUGCUUUUCGACUUGUUGUAAGCAAUAAUUCUGCUCCAUGUCAACUGAAUUGCUCUCUCCCCAAUCUAUUUUACCGGGACCCAAGAUGGUCAGCCUUAAAUUUCUGGUGGUUGCUAAACAAAUUAUUGGUAUUCAACCUAAAUGUAAGCUUCUGCAGCGCAAGAACUUUAUGACCUAAGGUUUGUUUUCACUAAUUUUGAAGCACAACUGGUCAGUAAGUAAUAAACUGCGAAAUGUCUACAAGCCUUCAGUGUCAUGAAAUAAGAUGACUACUCCUAACAGGUUUUUCGUCCUAUAUAUGAGGCAGGAGUAUACUCAGAUGCAACGAAAAUUAUAAACAAGUUUCGUUCUCGAUGUAUGUCUACAAUCUACGUGACUUCUAACAUUCCAGCUUCAUAGGCAAAAUAUGUGUUCAUUUUUGUGUCAAGUAGGGCUUAUAUAAGAUACUCUAUCAAUUAUUUGAGAACUGAUUGUGGAACGGUAAAUGAACAAACAAACAAAUCUCUUCUGCGGUCUUCCAUGUUCAGUUUUUGUGGGGUUAUUUAAUUUGACUUGUCUGCUGAAGUUGGAAAUAAUGAGACGGCACUUCACUAGCAAGUUACUUGAACUGACCCAAUCAUUGAAUAUCACCUUUAAUACUGAGCCCUGGGACUUGUCUAGGAAAGAACGUUUAGGUCCACUCCUGUUAUUUACUCUGAACUACUGCACUAACCUGCUCAUUCAUCCGGUAAAGUAUACUUCCGUUCCUUCAGAUAGCCUACUGAUUCUAUUUAAAUUAAAUAUCAACAAAUGCAGCCGGCACACCGAUAUUAAAUUAAUCUUCACUUGAACCAGAGAUCAUACUUUCCGUAAUAUUGGUUGUUUUUCUAUUUGUGAGCACGGGGACGACCCAUAAGUUAAACUAUUAACGGAUGGUCACGGCUACGCAUCGUGACGUGGCUUGUUAAGGAAUCUCUAUACUAACUCAUUCUUCAAUUUUAGUCCCACUUUAUUCAGCGUCUAAAUAAUCUCUACGUGGAGUUUCACUUUGAGUACGUUAAGAACUGAAACAACAGUUUUAAAACAUUCUGUGUUUUCCAUAAUCAGUUGCUGCCGUCUUUUUGAUUUAUCUUUGAGCUUACCAAUACUUGGAAUAUUCGCGUUAUUCUCAUGGUGACUUUAAGCGCGUGAUAAUGCCACUCGACUUUGUGUCAGAAAGACGUUACGUUGAUUCUAGUAGGAGACAAUUUUACUGGUGUUAUUUUCCAACCACACGAUCUUCCAGAGUGAACUGAUGAAAUUCACAUCCAGCAUUAAACGAGAGGUCAGAGAUUGUAGCCACAGGGAGAAUUGAUUGGAAUGAUUGAUUCAGCCCUGUAGCCGUGGUCAGUCUAUGUAGCUCAUACCUUCCCGCAUGAAAUAUAUUAUCUUAUUCUCAAAUGGAAUGUGGCGUUCAGAAGAACUAAUCAUUUUAUUGCUAGUUGUCACAGUAGGGCGAGUCAGUAUAUAUGAUGUGCCUUAUAGAUUAGGUAGUCAAAUCUACAAUUUUGGUCUUAGGUCUAUUAUGGUAACGAGGAUAAAUGUAUUAAUAGUGAAUUGGACAAUGAUUCUACACAUUCACUAAUAUAGGAUAGUCGUCCUUCAGAAUUAUGCAUGGUAGAUAAACUGCAUGUAUUUUUAAGAAAUCUUGAUGGAGCUGUCGCUUGUUUUGAUCUACUAGCACAUGCGAAAAUGUUUUAUCUAUUACUAUAUCAACCCUACAUGUGUCGGUAGACCUGGUUUCACAUUCUUUUCAAGAUGCAUUUUGACCUUGUUCGCUUAAUAACCCUAACUGUUUUUGUAUUAGCGUAUGUAUGUUAAUUGCUUCCAUUAUUUAUUAUGUGUUCGACAAUAAAUAAUAAUGUAUUUCUACCAAGGCAGGUACAAGCCUUUUUUACAAAUAUGAUCUACAAACUAUUGUAUUGGUUCAAUUACAGUAUGCUUCCCAAGUAGAAUGCUUAAGUAGAGGAAAUAAUAUACGUAAUUAGCAGUACAUUCCUGCAGAUGACACAGUCGAUCAGAUAGAUUUGGUUCACCGCUCCGCUCAGCACUCUCAUCUUCGCCCUCUUCACUUCGUUUCUUUGGUUGUCUCUGCGGAUCAAAUAAUCUACGGAAUAUACCUAAUAAACAUUUAUUCUCAUUGUGCCGAUAAUUAUGUAUGAGGGUAGUUGGGAUGUAUAUUUCAAAAACCUCUCCGAUAAUAUCGAACGCAGGUCUAAAUAAUUUAUGUCUGACCCCUACACAAAUAUAUCUAUAUAUCUCAGUGG
Schistosoma bovis is the source of this 5205-nucleotide messenger RNA. NCBI's taxonomy places the organism in Eukaryota, Metazoa, Platyhelminthes, Trematoda, Strigeidida, Schistosomatidae. The record is from the annotation of a GenBank genome assembly.